Messenger RNA from Ooceraea biroi (clonal raider ant), 1136 nucleotides. RefSeq lists its product as uncharacterized. NCBI's taxonomy places the organism in Eukaryota, Metazoa, Arthropoda, Insecta, Hymenoptera, Formicidae. The record is from RefSeq and is a predicted model, not a curated record. Gene Ontology annotation, molecular function: UDP-glycosyltransferase activity.
AUGUGUAGUGGAUAUCCACUAUGGAGGGAAUAUGGAUCUCUAUUAGAGAUCCACCUAACAUCCAUCGUGGAGAUAGAUGUCGCAUGGAGCGGUGAAGCUUCGCUGUCGAUUUUGCUAGUCGAGUCCCUCAUGUCGACUAGUCAUCACAUUUGGGCAAUGACUUUGGUAAAAGGACUACUCCAAGUGGGUCAUCAUGUACAUGUGGUGAGCAUUCACAAAGCCAACAUCGAAGAUAAUUUGGUGCAGAAUUUGACAUACGCUGUUUUCGAAAAUGUGAUGAAAGAUAUACGCGAAACCAAUGUUCACAACUUUAUUGAAUGCAUGGACUUUAGUGUAUUUUACACUAUAUAUUAUGAAUAUUCUUGGAGCAUCAAUACGUGUGAAAAAAUAAUCCAGACCAAAGGGGCGAAGGAGCUUUUAGAAAUGGUUAAACACCAUGAAUUUGACGUGAUAGUACAGGACAUUACGUUACAUCAAUGCCUAUAUGGAUUGUGGCAGGUUGCAAAAGCUAAACCACCUACAGUAGGAUUUAUCCCGUUCGGCCCUGCACCCUGGCUGAAGGAAUACAUCGAUUGCCCGAAUUAUCCAAAUAUGCGACCUUAUGGGUAUACAGCGGUCGUGAGACCUGCAAAUCUCUGGCAAAGAACGUUAAAUGUUCUUUAUUACAUUAUAGACGAUUUUAUCCGAUACUACUACUUCUUUCCCGCUUCUCAACGGCUUGCCGAGCAAUACGUAGGUCACAAAAUCAAGCCAUUACGUGAAUUAGACAAAACGAUUAGCAUCGUGUUGAUAAAUAGUCAUUUCACGUUUGACAAUGGGAUUCCGUUGCGGCCAAACGCCAUAGAGGUUGGUGGGAUGCACGCUCAAGUGCAGUCAACCACUGGGAUAGAUGCAACUUACUGCGAGGUAACGAUUAAAGAACGCAAAUACUUUUCUUAAGAAUGUAUAUAAAAAUACUAACAACAAUAUACCAACAAAACAUUUUAGGGAAAGCUAAAAAGAUUUUCUUAGUACAUUCCAGAAUUAUUAAUAAGUGAUUAGAUUAAAUCGCAUUUGAGGAAAUACAUAGCUUUCUUGUUUAGAUACAACUCAUUUUGUCGUUUUGAAUUAAUGAGUUAUAUAUAUAUGUUUUUAUG